Molecule: messenger RNA, 5464 nt
Organism: Xyrichtys novacula (pearly razorfish)
Lineage: Eukaryota; Metazoa; Chordata; Actinopteri; Labriformes; Labridae
Source: the annotation of a GenBank genome assembly
AUGGCGCUGCUCCUAAGGUCAGUACAUCUGUGUUUACAGUUCGGGGCUACAUGGAGCUUUUUCUAUCAUUGUCUUGAAGUAUCAUGUCUAAUAAGAUCCUCCGUUUGAUAAAAACGUUAAAGCUAAAGACAACCCGCGCUAGAGUGAAGGUUUAAAUCGUUUAUUUACUGGCGUUUUAUGUAAACACGCUGCGACACUGAGCUAGCGGGCUAAUGCUAACUGGUUAACGGGUGAAGGAAAGGUAACAGAGGGUGGACUUUGGCUCAUAAAUACUGGUCUUUAAAGGUUUUUGAGACGCUUUUGAAUCUUUUUCUGACUUCUAAUGUGACCGUGUGUUAUAAAAGUUGAGUUAUCUUCAGUUGUUAAUGCAAUGCUUGCUCUCGUUUGUUUAUAGUAAAUUAAAAGUGUGAUUAAAUCAGAGGUGAACCACUGGUCUAGGUAUCAUUCACAACAUGAGAAACAUGAGAGAUUGUUACUGAUUUGCUUUCUUUUGUAUUUGUUUGUCAUUUCACUUCAUUUUAUCAGUGCAGAAUCAAAUACCAGUGUUUUUCUCAUGUAGUAGUUAAAAGCUGAUUUAUUUAUAGUAAAAAAAAAACAAACUGUCAGAUGUCAGACUUUUUUUAAAGAUAUUUUUGUUGCGUUUUUUUCAUCAGACAGCUGUCGUGAGUAAAGAAAUCGGAGGAGUAGAACGAAAAACAUAAACCUGCUGUAAUGAGUUGUGGGAGGAAAUCAAACCAGUGACCACUCUGAAAGCGCGGCUAGGCAAAACCUCUGCUCUUGUGUACAACAUUUCUCAUGUGCUUGUUCCACUUUUGUUUUCUCCACUGCUCACCUUUUUCUCGGUGCCUGUUUCUAAUCCCUUUUCUUUCUCGCUCUUUAGGACGUUGGCCCGUCAGGGUGUUUGUAUCUCUAGACCAGCCUACAGUAGUGUCCUCUACAGACAGUGAGUUGUCUCACAUCGGUGAUACUUACACCUGUUUACUGAAAGCUUUUCUCGCAGCUCUAACUCAACUCUCCUCUCUGCUGCAGUGCUGCUCCGAUGGGGACCACAGCUAAGGAGGAGAUGAACAAGUUUUGGUCCAAAAAUGCCAGACUAAACAGACCAAUGUCUCCUCAUCUCACUAUUUACAAGUAUGUCCUCUUCUUCAGCACUUGAGUUUGCACUGUAUUAAACAUAUAAAUAUAACUAUUCAUUGGUAUGUGGAGUCUGCUGGCUUCUGUGACAAUAACUAAGUUCAUUAUGUUGCACCGCCUGUGACUCACACAGCUGAAUGAACCCUGCAGGUGUAACCAUUUCCAGGAAACACUCGGCUGCACAAUUGCUCCUCAAAUGGUCCGUACAAGUAGACAUGGUGUCAACCGGCCCUGUAACUGUGAUCGACCGUAAACAGGAAAGGACUUGAUACAAAAGCUGUCUCGUGUCACUGUAAGCCUUCCUCUAAAACAGCUGAAACGCUCUGCAACAGUAGCAGCAUCCACAGUCAUCAGGUCUUUAUACCAGUGAGAAGUGUUAAGAGAAUGAUAACAGUGUGCUGUGCAGCUCCAGUGAAGAGGACGAGGGUAUUAAGACGGAUCAUACCCUUUGGUUGUGUUUUAAGAUGAGAUACCAGUGAGAUAAGACACAAAAGGUUGUGCAACAACAACCAUAAAACACACGAGUCCAGAUAAAAUAUUUGAGUGGUAUAACAGACUCUGAGCUCACAGAAGUCUGGUUUAACUGGUUGAGCUCAGAUCUGUGGCUCUUACAGGCUUCAUAGAUAGACCCCAGUCCUUUUUAAAGAUUUAAUUUACUGAACCCUUUUUUUUUUUUUUGUAAAUCAGCAGGAUGGACCAGCAUUGUGACAGAUUUUCAUGCAAGGCAGUUAUUGGAGCCCUAAAACCUGCUUUAAAGUCGAUAUAUUAAUUCAGUAUGUGCCUCAUAAUUUCUCAUCAGGUUUCCUUCUUCUGUCAUUUGCUUUGUGACUCUGAACCUCUUUGAUGUAGUGUGCAGCCCGAGGCUGAAAGCAGAGCAAUAUUAUAAUAUAUUUGUGUCUGAACCUGAAACACAACGGCCUCAAACAUCGAGUAGAAACGACUUUGCUUGAUGCGCUUCCGUUUGAUUUGAAAUCUGUUUUCGUAUCAUUUCGUUGAAUGUGUGUAUUUGUGUGUUUGUAGAUGGUCUGUCCCCAUGAUGAUGUCCGUCACACACAGAGGGACAGGAGUCGGGCUCAGCGGAGGUAAAAGCUCAUUUGGUUUUCUAAUGAAUAAAGCUGUCAGUUUUCUCCUUUUUAAUCGCCAAAUUAUAUCAUAAAGGUGAACCAAAUGAUAAUGAUGCGUGGCCGAGUCUCCUCUGUUAUUAUUCUUACAAUAAAGCCGAGCUAUCCCGCUGCCGCUGACAGCAUUUGAUUGACCCUGAAAAUCUCUUCAGGGCAUUUUAAUCCAUGAGUAUCGAUCGCUGCUAAGAGCAUUUACUGGCAUUACAAAACCAAAGUUGUUCAAUAGAAUUCAAACCCUCUGCCUGGGAAAAACCAAACCCUAACGCCGGGCUGCUCACAGCUCGGACUCAUUUACCUCAUGUUACACUGUACAUUAGCUCUGUUGACCUUGAAGCGCUGCGUUAAAAUCGCGGGGGUCAGGUUUGUUUGUAUGUUAAUGGGUUCAAUAAAGGUCAACACCUUUCUCCAUCUCUCCAUCAACCUUCUGGCUCGACCAAAAUGAGCUCCUGCUGAGAGUAAAUCUUACAACACAUCGAUUGAUCAAAUUCUGAUUGUAAUUUUUACAUGUCCUGCUGCUCCUUUCAGUAGGAUUUAGCAUAUGUAAUUAAGAGUUGGGUGUGGUUUAAUGUCUGGUUUAAAAGGUUAUCCAUUCACAUGUGUGGUGGAUAUUAUUUCUUGCUUGUUUUCAUGCAACUCUGCCUUUUGUGUUUACAUCGAUCCACACUUUCUGUGCAUUUCCACAAGGAAAUAAAGUUGGGUUUCUUCGACCAUUAAGCCUUUUAAUCAUCCAGACAGGGCAGAAAUAGACGCUAGACAGGACCAUUGAGUGCAACUCAUUGUAAAAGGCAGACCAGUGGCGAGUUUGCUUGAUAUACAGACCCAUUGUUGUUGCCUUCAUUUCCCAGACAGCGGUGAAAACCGUCUGCUUAGGUUUGAGACUCUCAGCGAAAGCAAAACAACUGCUGAGUGGAGGUGUGGUGACUCAUGGGGACGGAGACCGAGGAAGGCAGAUUCUUGAAAGACUAAAUUUGUCACUUAUUAGUGAUUCACUCUACACGGGCAUGCAUUUACAAAGCAGGCAUCUCUGGUCUCAUUACUUCUGUCUGUGUUUAGCUAUCUCUGCCUUCGCCCUGGCGGCGCUGGUAUUACCAGGAAGUUACCCAUACUACCUGGACUUGAUUCACUCGCUGUCCAUCGGUCCCUUUCUCAUCGGGUUGGCCAAGUUCGGCAUUGCCUUCCCUGUAUCGUACCACACCUAUAACGGCAUCCGCCACUUGGUAAGACUGAUUUUUGAACUGUGUUUGUCUGUUUUCUCAUCUGUCAUCGUUUUGUAUUUUGUUUGUUUAGACUCAUUUCUUUGAAUAGAAACAACCUCAUUUGACAGACGCUGUGUCAAAGGUGGAAAAAAAGGCAUUUAAACCUCAAAUUUGAUUAAAAAUGGUGCAAAGACGAUGUAUCUGAUGUUGAAACUAAAGGAUUGUGUUGUUUUAUGAAAAUUAAAUGAUAAUUUUAAUAAUGCAACGAACUUUGGGGUUUUAUCACCGACAGUCGGACUGGACGAUUCGGCAAAAAAAAAGAUCAGGAUAUAUUUUGUCUUGUUGUCUAAUCUUGAUUAUUAUCAUGAUUUUUUUUUAAACUGUCAGUUUUAAAGCAUCUGUACUAAAAACUAAAGAAACAAGAGAUUAGUUCAACAUUUUAUUAACAUAUUUUUAAGGAGGAAUGAAGACGUCUUAAAGUGUAAACGUUAGAAGAUGUAAAUGUUCGGGCUGGGACGAUAUGCUUUUCUCCCGAUUGAAUUCUUGUACGAUUUUUUUUGACGCAGAUUCGAUUUAAAUCGCGAUUCUAUGAUAUUGUCGAUUUUGUCCAUAUUUAGUCUGCAUUCUUAACACCAGUGAAACAGUUGAAUGAUUAUGAUUGUUCACUGACUCCUCCAGGAACCAUAUUUCCCCCAAAAAUACACAUCACAUGUAAAUCAGUUUUUAAGAUUUAUUCUUACAUUUAAAAAACUAAAAAUCGCAAUACUUCCGAGAAUCAAUUUUUUCUCCCACCCCUAGUAGAUGUAGAUGAUAUGGUUGAUUGCUGCUUUUGGUCUGGUGGCUCCACCGCUAGUUGUGGCGAAACUGCUAAUGCUAAUAGUGCCGUCAGCAGUGGCAGGCUGUGCAGACUUCACGCUUUCCGCAUAAUCAGAUGAUUAAACAGAUCUGUUGUGUUUCCAGUUUUGGAGGGCACUGACCAUUGACAUACCUUACACAUCAGCUGAAUUGCUUGACGUCACUUUGGAGAUACCCGAACCACUGCCACAAAACCUAACCUAAGGACUUACAAUCAUGAAAACGUUCAGAAAAUAUGGAGAAAACUUUGUACAAAAGGGACAAAGACCAAAGACUGAGACUGGAAGAUAAUGAUCUUCAGGUCCUCAGGCAGCUCUGCAUAAAAAACAGACAGGACUCUGUUGUGGAAGUCACCGCAUGGGAUCGAAAUAACAUCCAAAAACUAUUAUUAGUGAUCAAAGAUUUCCCCAUAUCCAUAAAUGAAGGUUAAAAGUAUGUAAUGCGUGAUGAAGGAAGGUGAAACAUCUAGUUUGGCUUUGUUGGAGCAGCACAUGGAAGAAAGACCAGCACAUGACUCAGGAGUCGAAGAGUCCAGGUGCUAAACUGACUCGUCCAUUUAAGACACAUUUGGAACAGGAAGUACGAUAAUAGAGACCCAGAUCUUGAAGUGUGUUUCUGUCACCGAAGUCCGGAUGAAUACGUGGGAGAGUAUUUCCAGCUUCAUCCUCAGAUUCGUCGUCUUUGUGCUUAUUUUUCUAACUCUUAAUGAUUUUUCCAAACCGUCGAAAUCUGUUUUGAACAUUUUUACACAGCGUCCCGACUAUUUAGUAAUUUAGAUUGUACAAACGCUGACAGUGUUUUUCUUCUCCUCCUCAUAACAGAAUAACUUUAAAUCAUUUUGUAUUUUCUUGCCUUGAGCGUAUUCGCUGUUUUGUCUGAACUCGUCGCCUUUAAUGGAAACAGCUGUCUGUCCAAUUAGGUUGUUUUUGAAGUCUUGUUCAUUUCGCUCAUUUCAUUAGAAUAUAUUUUGCGAGAGCUGCAUGCUGACGGUGAUCCUCGUGUUAACAUUUCUUCUUCUUCUUCUUCUUCUCUUUUUCUUAUUAUUCAAAUCAGUGGUGGGACAUCGGAAAAGGCUUCAAGAUCCCAGAGGUCUACCGCACCGGCUACACCGUCAUCAUCCUGUCCGUCCUCACCUCCAUAGGCGUGGCUUUCCUCUGA